AUGUACAAGAACAUCGCCUUCGGCAAAGUGCGCUUCCCUAGAGAUACGCUCUCUCAAGAAGGCCGCAACUUUGUCAAGGGGCUUCUGAACCGGAACCCGAAGCACCGACUGGGUGCCACCCUCGAUGCCGAGGAGUUGAAGAGGCAUCCAUUCUUUGCCGACAUUGACUGGGAUAUCCUGGCGAAGAAGUUGAUCACGCCGCCGUUUAAGCCUAAGCUGACUUCAGCAACGGAUGUUUCGUACUUUGACCCCGAGUUCACAAACGCUCUGGACAACAGUGGUUCUCUGAACGAAAGAGCGGCCGCCUUGGCCCGAGGAUUUGCUACAUCCACUCCUCUUUCACCUUCAGUGCAGGCCAAUUUCCAGGGCUUUACCUUUGUGGAUGAGAGUCAUCUGGACGAUCAGAUGCGGGGAAACCGUUACGAUGAUGAGGAAAUGGGUGACGCACACGGAUCCCACAGAGGACAAGAAGACGACGACUGGGACGACCUCGGCGAUGUGGCUACCCAGAGGGGCAACCGCAUGAGCGGCAUUGAGCGUUCGGGCAAGCGCGAUGAUGGCAAGGACUCCCACGACGACCAGAUGAUUGGUAACUCUCAAUUUGACGACUAA
Verticillium alfalfae VaMs.102 is the source of this 612-nucleotide messenger RNA. RefSeq names its product serine/threonine-protein kinase sck1. Gene Ontology annotation, molecular function: ATP binding; protein serine/threonine kinase activity. The record is from RefSeq and is a predicted model, not a curated record. The transcript has a single exon. Gene Ontology annotation, biological process: protein phosphorylation. The coding region runs from base 1 to 612 and encodes 203 amino acids. Lineage: Eukaryota; Fungi; Ascomycota; Sordariomycetes; Glomerellales; Plectosphaerellaceae.